Molecule: messenger RNA, 1386 nt
Organism: Osmia lignaria (orchard mason bee)
Lineage: Eukaryota; Metazoa; Arthropoda; Insecta; Hymenoptera; Megachilidae
Product: TIMELESS-interacting protein
Biological process (GO): replication fork processing; replication fork arrest; DNA damage response
Cellular component (GO): replication fork protection complex; nucleus
Molecular function (GO): DNA binding
Source: RefSeq, a predicted model, not a curated record
UAUAUCAAAGGAAGUUGAAAUACAACUUGUUGAAUAUGUCAACUUUGUCAAACGAUAUAGAAGAUGAACAUGAUGUAGUAGGUGAGUAUAAAAACAGAGACUCAGAUGAAGAUCAGUUUAAUACCAGCAAGAAUGAAGAUAUUGGCUCAGAUAAUGAAGAAAAUACUGCCAGAAGAAUUGAUCCAACAUCUACAAAACGUAGUGUUGUAAGAAAUCCUAUACCUAAAUUAAACACAGAACGUCUAAAAGGUCCUAAAGGACUACAUACUAUUGAAAAAUAUUUUGAAGGCUUUAAAUUUUAUGGAAAGGGAUAUGAGAAAGUAGAUUUAGAUAGAAUCAUAAAAAGGAUGGAACACUGGGGACAUAGACUAUUCCCUAAGUUGAAUUUUGAUGAUUUUCUUGAGAAAUUAGAGAAAUUGGGUACUAAAAAAGAUCUUCAGGUGUUCAUUAAAAAAUAUAGACUAGAUAUGAUUAGUGCAGAUGAUACGAUUAGUCCGGAUAAUAUAGACAUAGAGGAAGACAAAGAUCAAGAUGAACCUAUUGAUGAAUUUGAUUUAUUAAUUGCUGAACAAAUAGAGAAACAAAAACAAGCUAUGUCUAAUGCAUCUAUUAAUAAUGAGAAUACAUUCAAUGAAUUAUUAUUACAGUCUAAUGUCACCAUAACUUCAAAGCCUACAAAUACAACUUCUGCUUCACCACAACUAAAUAAGACAACUUCUGUUUCACCACAACUAAGCGAUGAAGUUAAAGAACGUAUAGAAAGAAAUAGACAGCUAGCUGUUCAAAGAAGGCUUGCAAGACUUAAAGAAAUUGAGGAAGCUAAGAGAAAGAAAUUGGAAGAUACUGAAAACACACAACCAAAAAAUAAUUUAUCUAACACAGAAAUACCCAAUGCUACUAAAAAUUUAGAGAACAAAGAAUGUAAGAGUAAUUCACAAGUAAAAAGUGAAGAUCAUGAAUCUUAAAAAAAACAUUAUUAUUAUCUGAUUUAUAGUAUGGUUAUAAAAAUUUUAUAAGUAUUAAUAUAGAGUUUAGAAGACAACAUGUUUAAUAAAUGAUUUACUAUGUAAAGAGCUUAACCAUUUUGUUUCCACUUGAAAAAGCAUGGUUCAUAAAAAAGAAAUGUCCUUAGAAUGAUUUUUAUUUUAAAAGUAAGUAAAACUUCAUACAAAUUAUGUAUUUAUUUUAAGUUCUACGUUUUUGUGUACUAAUAUAUAAUACAUUAUUGCCGCGUAUAAAAGCAUCACCAUAUUUAUCUUUUAAUUGACCAUUUACAUAUUCUUCUGUUUGUUCAAGUGCUAUAUUCAUGUAGCCAUCAAGACAAGCUAAAACACCUGUAAAAUAAUGAUUGAUUAAUUAAUAAAAUGUUUGUUUAUUUCAUUAAAA